Molecule: messenger RNA, 7765 nt
Organism: Trichoderma virens Gv29-8
Lineage: Eukaryota; Fungi; Ascomycota; Sordariomycetes; Hypocreales; Hypocreaceae
Exons: 3
Coding region: 1-7602 (2533 amino acids)
Biological process (GO): protein autophosphorylation; phosphorelay signal transduction system
Molecular function (GO): protein binding; ATP binding; histidine phosphotransfer kinase activity
Source: RefSeq, a predicted model, not a curated record
AUGGACGGUCCAGCCCUCGUGCCCGACGAUGUGCUCGACCCGCCACCUCCGCCGCCGCCGCGGCUGUUCGAACGCCUUCGCCAGAUAGCUGGGUAUAGCUGGGAUGAAUCGGCGCCGCCUUUCCACUCGACAUAUGACUUUUGGCACGUCUUCGGCACCCGAUAUGUCUCUCCCGCGCUACCCCCCUCCACCUCGUCGCAGAACGCUUCCAGUCCUGGCUCUGUAUCCAAAUUUCAGUCAGGUCGCCCAACUCCCUCCGACCAUGGCGGCCCGCUCUCCAGCUACAGCUUUGGCUACAGUAGCGAACCCCCCGCCUCCCCGCAACCCACCGCUCACUCCAAUCCUCUCUCCUCGCCUUCUACCGAUGUAACGUAUAUCGAAGAGCGUGUCGUUGCGCGCGUAUCACACCAUGCCCUCCGAGAGGAGAGGGCCUUUCAAAUCGCCAAGAGCGUCUCCGCGACCGCCGACCCCAACGGCGACCAUAUAGUAAAACCCCUUGAUUUAAUCCGCCUGAACCCAGUGACUGGUGACCGCGGGGCCAUCGUCGUGGCCAUAUAUCAGCACCCGGGCUACAAUCAUCUGCUUGAUGUCUUGGACAUGGGGCCCGCCUUUUAUCAUGCGCGCAAAGAUGGCGAUGCAUACCGAGCUUACUACUGUAGACCGACCCUUCAACCCCCCAUAAGCCUUCAACACUUUCUCGACUUCGCGAUUGGCGCGACCCAAUGCUUGGAGAUCCUCCACCACAGCCGAGGCAUGGUUCACGGAGAGAUUCGGGGAGAUGCGUUCCACUACAACAAAGAUGAAAACAAGGUCCGGGUCAUGUCCUUUGGGUCUGGCGUCCGGUCUUUCGAACACGGCUUAACCAGCACCGGCUGGUCGAUGCUCUCGAAAGAAUUGGGAGGCAGGAACAAGCUGCUCUUUAUCAGCCCUGAACAAACCGGCCGUAUGCCUGCCGAACCCGAUACCCGUACCGACAUUUACUCGCUCGGUGUUGUCUUUUGGACCCUACUCACUCAGCAGCCCGUUUUCACUGGCGAAUCAGCUCUCGACAUUGUUCAAGCCGUGCUCGGCCGCAGAAUCCCCAAUGUCGCAACUGUACGAAUGGAUAUACCAGAAGUCAUCGGACGGAUUAUCCAGAAAUGCACGGCCAAAAAUGUUGCUGACCGCUAUCACUCAGCUAGCGGUUUACGCCACGAUCUGAUCAGUGUCAAGGAGUAUCUUGAAGAUGGAAACUUAAAAGCUGCCAAGGACUUCAAAAUCGGCACCAGCGAUGUCUCGUCCUUCUUCAUGCUCCCGACUUCCAUGAUUGGUCGGCAGGAGGAAAAGGCCGCCGUUCUCAGGGUAAUCAAUCGUGUUGCCAAGAGCCAUGCUGCCAUGCGUAAGGGCCCCGUCAGCAGAUUCUCAGAUGGAGCUAGCCUCAACGAGAUGAUGGCCUUUGAUGACAUCUCCAGUGAAGGCGGUGCCAGCUCGGCCGAUGGUCACAAUCGCAGGAGCGGAUCGUUUGCCCAGACCAUAUCGUCCGAGACCAGAACAACGAAGAAUAGCUUUUUCCCCACAAUCAUAUCCGAAACUAUGACCUUGUCAACCGACUCAUCCCAAUCUACUGCCGCCGCGUUUCCUAGAUUUACGAGGCCAUGGGAGCGAUGGGAACGGCACCAGUCCAUUUCCUUGGGCUCGCUGGACUCCUCAAGCAUGCUCGACAGCCUUAACGUGGAAGGAUCCCGUGGUCCACUCGACAUUGGUCCGUCUAGUCUGUCCAGGCAGCUUGGCUCGUCCAAAUUUCGACGUCAAGGGCACUGCGAAGUCAUCACCGUUGAGGGCGCCGGCGGCGUAGGAAAGAGUCUCUUUGUGCAGUCAGUGCUGGCCGACGCUCGGCGCAAUGGUUACUGCGCCACGGCCAAGUUCGACACUGCAAAGAGGACGCCCUUUGGACCGCUGCUGAAGCUUUUGUCGUCUCUUUUCAAGCAAGUGUGGGGUGAAAGGGAUACAAAUACGCAAUUCCACCAGGGUUUAAAACAGUACAUUCGCCCAGUAUGGCCAAUGCUGCACAGAAUCUUGGGAUUGCCUGAGUUCCUGCUUGGCUCCCCAGAUAUGAAUGUUCCACGGCCAAUUUCCUCGUCUCAGAGUUCAGGCUCACGCAAAGACGUUCGGCCGGGGCUGAAGCGUAGAACAUCAUCCCCUGGAACCGAAUCUCCCGGGCCAUUGCAGCGAAAUCUGGCGGGUAACGGAUCCCAAUCCUCCCAAGAGUAUCUCCGUGCUGGAGCCUCAACCAAAACCAUGCGUCUGAUCAACACCAUCUUGGACGUGCUCAGGGUUUUCACCACUCACAAAUUUAUCUGCUUCUGUCUGGAGGACCUGCAUUUCGCCGAUGACGAAUCCCUGGAGCUCAUCUCGCAGAUCAUAGCCGCUAGGAUGAAAAUGGUUGUCAUCGUAACUUACAGACCAGAGGAACUCCCACCUGCGAAACUCCAGGUUGUCGUCCAGCCGUUGGAGGCAGAUGAAUUUCCUCGCAACUCACGCACACAGGUGACGAGAAUAGUGCUCAAUCCCCUUAGCGAGAGUGAUAUCCUUCAAUAUGUGUCAGCGACUCUUUGUAGACCUCAAGAGGAAAUUCUCUCCCUUGCUUUAGUUAUUCAGUCCAAGACAGCCGGCAACCCAUUUUACAUGCGAGAGAUGCUCAGCGCCUGCCAUAGGAAGAGGUGCAUCUGGUAUGAUUACCGCGACAGUCAAUGGCACUAUGACAUGGAUAGGCUAUUCGCGCAGUUUCAGGGCGAGAAAGAUUAUGAUGUUUUGGAUACCGCAUUCAUCACCCACCGAUUGAAUGAACUACCAUCAGCUGCUAGGGCAGUACUUGCUUGGGCAGCUCUUCUCGGGGGCUCCUUUUCAUUUGAGCUGCUAUGCCGGCUCAUGAGCGGAGAGUUUGACUACCACGACGAAGACGAACUUCUGGCUUGUCCGAGCAAUGUUAGCAAUGUUACCCAGCGUUCUUACACUGAAGGAGAGGCGGUUGCCGGCUUACAGGCGGCCAUUCAAGCUUAUAUCAUCGUGCAGACCGAGUCGGACGACCGCUUUCGUUUCGCACAUGAUCGGUAUGUGCAGGCUUCUGCAGCUUUGAAGGAAUGUAACGCUCGAAAGAUGCACUUCAUUAUCUCCCAGACGCUAUUGAAAUACUACGCGGUGGAGGCUAGGCAGCGUGACAGCACUGCUUCGCACAUCUGUACCGCCGUUGAGAUCAUCAGACGCCGUGUGCCCUGUCGUCGAGAGUUCCGAAAACUGCUCAUGGAGUGCGCACGAGGUGCGACGGAGAACGGAGCUAGGCCUACGGCGGCAAAAUAUUAUACCGCUACAAUCAGGCUCUUACAAGAUGAUCCAUGGUCUGACGAUGUUGAAGACGCCUCUUACGACGAAACAAUCCAGCUUUAUCUUCGGUCAGCAGAGUGCCACCUAUAUAUGGCCCAGGUGGCCGCAGCCGGCGAACUCCUUUCCAUAAUCUUCUCCAACGCCAAAAGCCCGGUGGAUAAAGCACCAGCAUAUGUCCUGCAGUCGCGGAUUUACGCUCAGAGCGGCAACUCUCCAGCAGCAUUGGUUUCUCUGAAAGAGUCGUUGGCCUCACUGGGCAUCUCGCUCGACGAGGAACCGACUUAUGAGAAAUGUGACGAGAAAUUCCACAAGAUUGUGGCAGAGAUACAAGAGAUAGAUCGACAAGAACUGCUCAACCACAAAAAAUCAAGUGAUUCCUCCAUAGCAUCUGUCGGCGCUGUGCUUGCUGAGACAACCAACGCAGCCUGGUGGAGCGACCACUUGCAAUUUUAUCAUCUCAGCCUGGUCAUGUAUGAUAUCCACAACACUCGAGGCUCGUUUCCACAAUCCGGGAUGGUGUUUCUCAACUUGUCCGUUAUAGCACUGGCACGUUUCAACAUGGUUCCGUUUGCUAUAGAACUUAGCAUGGUCUCUCAGGACCUGUUGUUCCAGGCCCGCGAUGCCUACUCAUUGGCACGGGGCGAAAUGCUACACCAGUGCUUCAUUGGACACGUACACUGCUCCAUGCCGUUGGCCAUUUCCCAGAUGGAGGAUGCUAUCGAGCUGGCGUCCGUCGCUGGCGACAGGAUGUCGACGAUCCACAGCUAUGGGCUAGCUGCUCAGAUCAAAUUCUUUGCGAGCGAAAAUUGCACCGAGCUUGAAGCGUUUUGCGAACUAGCUUGCGAGGAGAUUUUUAGAUGGGCCUGUGAUAGUAGAGGCGGAGUAAUGCUUAUUGCUGUCAGACAGGCUUGCCGAGCGUUACAAGGCAAGACGCGCGCUCAUAAUGCUCUGGAGGUCAUGACGGACAACGAGCACAAUAGCGCAUCCUACAAAAACUGGCUGGUGGGACGGACGGGGGGCAGCAGUCGUCCAAUGCUGUUCUAUGAAAGUUUCGAAAUCGUCGUACUCUUCUUAUAUGGCCACUACGAUCGGGCCAUCGAGAUUGGAGAAAGGUGUUUCAACCAACUCGCCGACCUGUGGUCAGCACGGAAUACGAGGAUGAUAAUAUUCUUCUAUGGGUUGGCUCUUGCUGGCCGCUUGCUUCGGAAAACGCAGGAUCCGCGCAGCCAGCCUGAAGACUUUACUGAAGAGAUCGCGCAGCUUGUGGAGAAGCUCAACGGAUUUUUGAAGAUGAUUAACGAUUGGGCAGCGGUGUCUAAUGUUAACUACUUACCGUGGGCGAAGCUUUUGGAAGCACAAAUGUCAGAGUUGACCGUCCGCCAUGGGGAAAGUGUCCAGGCCUACGAAGAGGCCCUGGACCAUGCUGCCGAGCACGACUUUGUGCUUGAGGAAGCCCUGGGCAACUAUCUCAUGGCAGGUUUCUUCAUCCGACGUAAAGCGCGGCGGUCUGCUCGUGCUGCCCUUCUUGAUGCCUUGAGCUUGUUCAGACAAAUGGCAGCUACCGGUGUCGCCCAUGCCAUUGAAGAGGCGCAUUCUCUUCUUCUACAUGGGCCAACGCGGAAUCAUCGCGUUGCCGAUAUGGGAGUGCAGACCGAUUUCGUCACUGACGCGCCUUCGGUUCAGUAUCGCCCUGUGGAUGGAGACGAUGAUGAUGUUCUGACCCAGAUUCCUUCCAAUGCCUUGACUGAGUCCAAGGGGGAGCAAAUUGGGGCCUGGAGAAACUCGAUGCACAUGCAGACGGAAGACGGUGGUGGACUCCCUGCUCUCGAUAUGAUCGAUUUGCAUGCGAUCCUCAAGUCGUCACAGGUCAUCUCCUCACUGCUACAGGUGGAAGAGCUGCUCAAGACCAUGUGUGAUGUGAUUCUGCAAACAUGCGGCGGCUCAGCUACCAACGCUGCUAUUGUGGUUUCUGAUACCGAUGGCUGGUGCGUAGCAGCCAGCGGCGAUCCGGAGAAGGGAGCUUCAGCACACAAGCCAGCCUUGCCCCUCGCGAGCACGCCUUUGAUUGCCGAGAAUGUCGUCUUGUACUGUACGCGAUUCAUGGAAAGCGUCUUCAUACCAGAUAUCGUUUCCGACGAGAGAUUUGGCAACGUUAGCGAGUCUUGGAUGCAAAGGAAUCCGACAAGCAAGGCCAUUAUCGCCAUUCCCAUUCGUCAUGCGAACAAGCCACUGCUUGGCGUGCUAUAUCUCGAAGGCGUCCCUGGAUCAUUUACAGACCGCAAUGUGACCGUUCUUCAGCUCCUGGUCAACCAAAUCGGUAUUAGCUACUCGAAUGCAUUGUCAAUGAAGAACAUUGAAAAGAUCUCGGCCGAAAACCACUCCAUGGUGGAAAUGCAGAGGCUCGCGCUUAAGAAGGCCAUCGAGGCAGAGGCAAAGGCAAAGAACGCGGAGGCCGAGGCAAAGCGAAACGUCAAACUGGCCGAAGAAGCCGCCAAGGCCAAGUCUAUCUUCUUGGCCAACGUGUCCCAUGAGCUGCGGACGCCUCUAAACGGAGUCAUUGGAAAUUCAGAGCUUCUACGUGACAGCAACCUGAAUAAGGAACAGCUUGAAAUGGCAGAUUCAAUUAGGGUCUCGGCUGACCUUUUGCUCACCGUUAUCAACGACAUACUCGACUUUUCCAAGAUGGAAGCCGACAAGAUGAAGCUUUACAACAUCGCCUUCAAUCCAGAAGAGAUGGUUAGAGAAGUCGUCCGGGCAGUUUCCUAUAGCAAUCGGGAGAAGACGACUAAGAAGAAUGUCAAGAUUAUCCAGGAUAUUAAUCUGCCUUCCAUGUUGAUCUACGGCGACCCGAUUCGCCUUCAUCAAGUCCUAGGGAACCUCAUUGGCAACAGCUUGAAAUUUACAGAGGACGGCUCUAUCACCAUUGGCGCCCGUCUGGACGAGGACACUAAGGAGAGGGCAACUCUGACUUUCUGGGUCCGAGAUACAGGAAUCGGCAUCCCGCCCCAGCAAUUGGCCAAGCUAUUUCAACCAUUCAGCCAAGCGGACGCCAGUACGGCUCGAAAGUAUGGUGGAAGUGGACUUGGACUGAGUAUUUGCAAGUCACUCAUUGAGAUUAUGAUGCAGGGCAAGAUUCAGCUCGAGAGUGAGGAAAACCUCGGCACGACUGCCUGGUUCACAGUCUCCUUUGAGAAGGCCAAGCCAGAUGUUGCUGCUGGAGAUGCUCAGUCACAAACCUCGGCUCCUGUCGACAGGUACACGGCUAGAUCUGCUGCAUUUGUGGAGCGAGCAGCCUCUCCGAACCCAUACCUUGAUUUGACACGGGUACCCAAGGAAGACAUUCGCAUUUGCGUGGCAGAGGACAAUCCCAUCAACCAAAAGAUUGCCAUUCAGUAUGUACAACGUCUGGGAUACACCAGCGUUAGUGCCUAUGAAAAUGGGUUGAAAGCGGUAGAGGGCCUCCGCCAAAAGGCCAGAGAGGGUAUCCCUUACCAUAUUGUUCUCAUGGAUGUCCAGAUGCCUGUCCUUGACGGAUAUGAAGCCACCAAGCUCAUUCGAAACGACCCAAUCGACGAGGUUCGCAAAAUCCUGGUGAUUGCCAUGACGGCAUCGGCAAUUCAAGGCGAUAGAGAGAAGUGCCUGGCUGCCGGUAUGAACGAUUACCUUGCAAAGCCCGUUCGUGCGGAAGUGCUUAAGCGGAAGCUGGAUGCAUAUAUGAGCAAUUCUAGGCCAAAGCCUCCGUCCUCUACCCCUUCUCCGCCCAACGCAUUGACAUAUGCGGAUACGACGAAUGGAUACAGCAGCGAAACUAUGUCGAAUGUUCCAAAACUGCCACCGCCCCCGAGGAAACCACUUCCGAGUAGUGCGUCUAGCACAAGCUCUGAGCCGGUGAUUCGGAAACCAGUGCCCAUCAGGUCGGGGUCAGGUUCGUUGCACGAGGCGCUAUUCGAUGGGCCUCAUAACUCGGACGAUUUGCAGCACCCUGGAAGUCCCAUAUUUGACGUCGAAGAACUCGAAACUCCGUUUGGGGAUGAUUCGGUUGCCAGCCAAGCAGACACAAAGAGCCGCUCAACAAGCAGGACGUCGAGCGAUCAAGAAUUCUCCGAUUCUGGGGCCAGGGAGGGGUCUACCUCGGGGCAGAAUCAUCAGCCUCGAAAACUGAACAAGAGUCGAGGGAAUAGCACUUCCGAGGCUAAAAUGGAAAACGGUGUCCAUGGAGAGCCCAUCAUCAGAGACGCCUAGGAUUUAUUCGCCCAUCCUUGGUCCCAGUUCGUCUUGUUGUUUUUCACCUUUAUACUUUACACGUCUCUUAUUUUAUCUUUCGCAUCACUUGUUUGACAACGUCAGCUACGUAUCUGGAUAGACGGACAGUUCACAGGGCGUUUUUACCCAACGCCUAUGGAUU